AUGGGCCCCUGUACCGCCUCCUCAUGCUGCUGCCAGGCCCGUAAUCUGCCAUGGGCCCCCGUACCGCCUCCUCAUGCUGCUGCCAGGCCCGUAAUCUGCCAUGGGCCCCUACGUACCGCCUCCUCAUGCUGCUGCCAGGUCCAGAGUCUCUCAUGGGUCCCUGUACGGCCUCCCAUUGCUGCUGUCUCCAUCGCCACACUCUGCCAUGUGCCACUUUCAGGUCUCCUCACACUGCUGGUGGGUUCCAUUUUGUCAUAGGGUGCUGGCAGAUUACGGGCCUCCCAUUGCUGCCCAGGCCCCUAAUCUGCCAUGGGCCCCUGUACCGCCUCCUCAUGCUGCUGCCAGGUCCAGAGUCUGUCAUGGGUCCCUGUACGGCCUCUCCCAUUGCUGCUGUCUCCAUCGCCACACUCUGCCAUGUGCCACUUUCAGGUCUCCUCACACUGCUGGUGGGUUCCAUUUUGUCAUAGGGUGCUG
Staurois parvus is the source of this 474-nucleotide messenger RNA. Lineage: Eukaryota; Metazoa; Chordata; Amphibia; Anura; Ranidae. The record is from the annotation of a GenBank genome assembly.